AUGCGCGUCAUUGUCAGCAACUACCGUCGUCGGAGGCGUAUCAUGCGCCGCGCUGUGAGCGCUCUCGAGCGUAAAAAGCGUGCGGAGCACUUAUGGCUCUUGGAUGUAGGCUUCCGCUUCGUCCAUCACGUGGGCAUCGCGCUGCAUCCCUCGCGCUGGGUCUGUUUCAACAAGACAGACAAAGACAGGAAAAAACGCGUGAAGACUCCAGCGGAUGAAGUCACCAUUCCGAUUGCAACAUCCGAAUACAUAUCGUCAACUACGGCUCGCGCUGGGGUAGAGGCUAGUGCGGAGGCGGGGCAGCCCAACGCUACGUCCGUGUAUGCCUCGCGGCUCCAGCAAAUGCGAGAAUUUCAAGCUUGGUUUCAUUCGCGCAACCCGUGGCACAACCUUUCGCUGAAUGUGCGUGCUGUGGUUUUGCUCGCGCUGCGGUUUCCUCAGAUCUUCGGGCGCGCGUUCCGCAAGUUCAUUUCAGGAUUUGUGUUUGUGUCGCUCGUUUUCUUCUCUUCCUCGUUCAUUAUCGGCACGGUUGUAUCUGCUGGUGGGUUCAAGCUCGGUCCGUUCGAUAACUCUACCGCACUGGUGUCAAGUGAAUUGGAAACCACGCAUGGCGUGUCGGCCUCAGUCACUAUUAACGGCAAGGUGAUUACUUUCGAUGACACGUCCGAAUACGCGGCGUGUAGCAUCAGCUACCAGGGGCUUUCCGUGCUCGACUUGGCAUUGAUGGCCGAUGCUGUGUAUGGCAUUACCACCGAGAUUCAACAAACUGCGCUUGAAAACCGUUUUAACGGAACAGAACUGGAGAACUGGGAAUAUGUCGCGCGUAACAAUGAGAGCACGGACGGACAGCAAUGGAUGGAGAUUUACUUCCCGACCAUCAACAUGACUGUGAUCACUGUGCGGGGUACAGCCUCGGCCACCGACGCGCUGGAGGAUAUGCACUUUUGGUUCGGCAUUACCAUCAUGCAAGCAGCAAACGUGUUCGUGCCAUUUCUUAAGCAGCUGCCCCGCGCUUUCGUAGUGAACAUGUUGUCGAUGCGGCUGAUUGCAAGCGUGAUGCCAUCCCCAGUGUUCACAGAUCUGCUGAACCAUGCCGUGGAUACGCGCUCUCGCGUCGGAAACAAUCUUGUUAUCACGGGGCACAGUCUCGGAGGUGCUAUAGCAGCCAUGAUUGGUGCCAAGACGAAAACAAGUGCUGUGUCGUUUUCUGGGCCCGGGUUGUUGUAUUCGCUGGGGCGCUUCGACAUCACCUCCCAGGACGUUCGUGACUACGUGCUGACGAUGAAGCCGAGGAAAGAUAUCAUUCCAUCGGUUGACGAGUUGGGUGGCUUAGUUCAGGAGAUUCGGUGCAAGAAGUCGUCUCCAAUGGGCUGCCACAGCACGAGUACACAUCUGUGCGAGCUCUAUUUCUCUUGCGGUGAUCCUCGGCAACGCAACUGGUCCACGAACCAGCAAUGCAUUGCGUACGACAAACUUGCGUCGGAUGACGACGACGACGGCGAGUAA
Phytophthora sojae is the source of this 1506-nucleotide messenger RNA. RefSeq lists its product as hypothetical. The transcript has 2 exons. The record is from RefSeq and is a predicted model, not a curated record. Bases 1 to 1506 code for a protein of 501 amino acids. Lineage: Eukaryota; Oomycota; Peronosporomycetes; Peronosporales; Peronosporaceae. Gene Ontology annotation, biological process: lipid metabolic process.